This is a messenger RNA of Alternaria arborescens, 1803 nucleotides long. RefSeq lists its product as hypothetical. Lineage: Eukaryota; Fungi; Ascomycota; Dothideomycetes; Pleosporales; Pleosporaceae. The coding region runs from base 1 to 1803 and encodes 600 amino acids. The transcript has a single exon. The record is from RefSeq and is a predicted model, not a curated record.
AUGAGCGAGCAAUUUAUUAAGGAAGAGUCGCAAGCCCUUGUUCCUCACAAUUUACACCAUCCGGCCUACUCAAGCAUCGCAUCCGAAAAUGGCGAAAUCCGAUUGUUGGAACUACUGCCUGGAAAGUACGACGAUCCUCUCUCAAUGCGCCUGCUGCCGAAGAAGUCAAACGAAGACAUCGAAUACGAAGCUCUUUCAUAUGCGUGGGGAACGACCGAUAGUCCGCACGAAGCUCUUCUUGAUGGUACCCCAACUUCUAUGAGAACAAGCCUUGAUCUUGGCCUCAGACGCCUCCGGUAUGCUGAGAAGUCCCGCAUCCUGUGGGUCGACGCCUUGUGUAUCAACCAGAACGAUGUCCAGGAGCGAUCUCAUCAGGUUCAACAAAUGGAGAUGAUAUACAGCUCAGCGACGACCGUACUGAUUUGGCUUGGAGAGUUGCCAUCAUCCAAUACGUGCCAAGAUCAAGAGCGCUGUGAAAAAGCCUUUUCUGAACUUCUUACUGAAUCGCGCCGAAUAAACUUAAUGCUCGGUUCCGCCACUCAGGACAAGCUACGCUUCUCGAUGAUGUCCAAAUUUCUAAAGCAAAAUGAGCUGUUUUACGAUAUACGCCAUUUCAUGGGACACCUUUCGGACACUUGCUCUCAACCUUGGUUCAGACGGUUAUGGAUUAUUCAAGAGUUCAUCUUGGCCAGAGAAGAUCCAGUGAUACACACAGGACGACACGUUGCAAGGUGGCUAGACUUCUUUUAUGCUAUAAAAAUGAGUCGCGCAUGCUGGGUGAAUUUCCGACGCGGAGUUAAGGGAGUCUAUCCUCAGCUUUUUGCGAUGGAAGAUUUCUGGAAAAUGCGACACACAGGUACGAAGAAGAAGAAAACCCUGAUGUGGUGGCUAUCCUGUUCGUUCGAUUCUGGUGCCACAGACAACCGGGACAAGAUUUACGGGCUACUAGGAAUCUGUGACUUCCAAGUAGCGGACCCAAUUAUACCUGACUAUUCGAAGAGUUUUCAACAAGUCCUCGCCGAAACUCUUGUAGUUGAUAUACUAGAACGAUCCCCAGUGCGCUAUCUCGAACGUCCCUUAACACCCAUCGUAGCAUUCGACAGAGACCUUCACAGACCUUCAUGGUUGUUCGAUGAAGAGGGAUUUAGAUGGUCGCCUGAAAUGCGAAGACCUCUGAUACUAUCUUCAAAUGAGCGGAAGCGGCGAAACAGCUUGCUGCGCCUGUCGGAAGAUGGCCGAACUCUUUUCACACAAGGUCGCUAUAUCGGUACAAUCUCCGCCGUUUUGUCUUGCGUGACAACUGGAGACGACUCCAAAGAGAAGGCUCGUUUAGUCGCCGAGUUGUGCGAAUUUUACCACAAAGUUCUGAAACCGAUCAAUAUAACACCGCAACGUCUAUUUGAGCUUGUAAGACCCAACAACAAAACAUACGGCGAUUCGAACGAGUUUGCUGCUCAUUUGUCGGGAGUUGGGAACGAAGCCCCUUCAAACAUAGAAAUCAGAGAGUUUGGUAGUAUGAAAAGGCAACUCUGCAAAGACGACCCUGGAUGCUCUCAGACUCUGAUAGUCACGGAAGAAGGUGAUCUUGGAAUGACAUGGCAUGUAGAUCAAGUUGGAUUACAAGCUGGUGACAUCGUCGUCAAUUUGUUCGGGUACAACGUGCCUAUCAUCCUGAGGCCUUCUGAAAGAGCUCAGGUGCAUGUCAUGCUUAACAUCGCUCAGUUCGAUUCGAGGAUGGGAAGCUACGGCUACGAUUGGGUUCGAUUCGAGGAUGUAGGAAGGGAAGAGUACGUACUUAUCUGA